AUGUACUUGGCCACACCUACUUGGGCCCGGCCUGUCAAUCAAGACGCGCACGCACUACUGCAGGUGCAAAGCUGGGCAGGCUCCGGGGCUAACUAACUACUGCAGCGAAGCCGAUAAUAAAACAAGCAUUUCGAGAUGGCGUCUGCAAAUGCCACAUAUGGACAAAAGGAGUCCUCGGAUCAGAACUUUGACUACAUGUUUAAAAUCCUCAUCAUCGGCAACAGCAGCGUAGGCAAGACGUCCUUCCUCUUCCGCUAUGCAGACGACUCGUUCACGCCAGCCUUUGUCAGCACGGUGGGCAUCGACUUCAAGGUCAAGACCAUCUACAGGAACGACAAGAGGAUAAAGCUGCAGAUCUGGGAUACGGCCGGCCAGGAGCGCUACAGGACCAUCACUACAGCCUAUUACAGAGGUGCCAUGGGCUUCAUCCUCAUGUAUGACAUCACCAAUGAGGAGUCCUUUAAUGCCGUGCAAGACUGGUCCACUCAGAUCAAGACCUACUCGUGGGACAAUGCUCAGGUGCUCCUGGUGGGGAACAAGGUCGAUAUGGAAGAUGAACGGGUGGUGGCCACAGAGAGGGGCCGCCAACUGUCAGAACAGCUUGGUUUCGAGCACUUUGAAGCGAGCGCCAAAGACAACAUCAACGUGAAGCAAACCUUUGAGAGGCUGGUAGACAUCAUCUGCGAGAGGAUGUCCGAGACUCUGGACAACAACGACCCCACUGUCACCGGAGCCAAACAAGGGCCACAGCUCACCGAGCAGCCGCAAAGGUCCCAUCAGGACUGUGCUUGCUAAAUGCUUCUCUUACACACACAAACUCAUGCACUACAUCCGCUGUCGGGGAACCCAUAUAUGGUACGGUACAUGUUUUGAUUUCUCAUUUCAGUUGAUGUCACGUAAGCAUGCACAGAACGAGAGAGAGAGACACACACACACACAUCUGCACACAUACACAAGAGCUGACUGAUUAUUCCCACUUCCUUGUCGUAAACAGUCAAUUCCCAAAGAUUUCCUUUUUAUCAAUCUAUAUCAUUCUUACAGAAUAGUGCUAUUUUAGUCACGGGCCCUUCAACAUGCAAACAUUUCCAUGCCGCCCCCGACCCCCUCAAUACAUGUAGAUCACAAGUUUGCGCACAUAGAAUAAAAGAGUCGGUCGGUCCUCACUGUUGUUUAAAUUGGUCACGUCCGGACUCGAAAUUUACAUUCUCACCUUAAGUACAAAUGAAUGCAAAGUGUUCAACUUGUUGGCAUUAUCCUGUUGAGUAGUUUUAUUACCAAGUCAUUGGUCCAAGUGUUUCUAGAAUUAUGAAACUCUAUGAUGGAAGAAACAUUGAAUCCUGGCUAGUCAAAUGUCAUUUCACAUUUGUGUUGCAAGCUUUUUAACUGAACAAGGGAUAAAAAAAACACUACUUGUGAUGUGAAGUGCACAGCAGCGUUAGUUUUCAGUGCUGCAGCCCCUUCGUGCUGACCUGUUUAGCGUCAUCGAAUUUUUCCAGAGUUUUAACACUACAGAAGGCAUGGUACCAGGCAUGGGCUGAUAUCAGAUUCUGAUGGUGAGAUAACAUAAAACUGCAGGAUCACAGUAUUGCAGGUCCUGCUUUGAAAUGUAUUGUUUUGAAAUGUUUAGGUAAAUAUAUUGUACAUGCUUCGUGAAAAAAAAAAAAAAGAUUUUUUUACUAAAUGAAAUUAAAGUAUAAUGCAAAGAUACUUAUUUCUCAUGACAGUGGGACACGGAAGGGCCGAGUCACUUUGCCUGUGAUAUAACUCAGAAAAAAUAUAUAAGUGAAUGGUUAAUAUCGGUGAUGGACAGUUUAUUGGUUUUGAAAUAAGGAUUUUUCCAACCACGGUAUACUUUGACCUCUGUACCGGCCCAUGCUUACAUGGUAAAGGAUAUCCUCCUCACACCAAACGAAGGAAAUUGGCCUUUCAAAUCCUUUCUGUGCCUCUUCCCGUCUUUCAGCCUGCUAUUGUGGCCACUUUUGCUUUGUGUCAUCGACGGGUUACCGCAGGAAAACUCACAGAAAGGUGUCGAAAUCUCCCGAAAGCCCAAUGUCCCUAACUUUUUGUGAGUAGUUUAUAAAAUGAGUAUGUCGAUCUUUUAAAAGUAAACAUAGCUGCGCUUUUCAAGGUGCAUAUAAACACGGAAGUAAGAUCCAAAAGAUUUCUAAUGGCUUCUGUCGCGCACCGUGCUUUAAGGUGCAUGUUGUUGGUGUUGCUGGUUGACCGGAUCGUUCUUGGUUUUGACAUCUGACCCACGUGUCAGUUGUUAGUGCGUUGAUAAUUUUCAUCUUUCACUAAGAACAUUCCAGCACCAUCAGAUUCCACUAAAUGUUUAUUUGGGGAGGUGAUAUGGUUUUUUUUUUCCCCCCAGCAUGUUCACUGUUGAAACUUGAAUGCCCUUUGUGUGUUUACUAUACAUGCGUUCAUUGAUGUGCUGAGGUAUAUAAGACUAUGGUGACACUUAUAUUCUACUUUUGUAUUAUUUAUAACUAUUUAUUUUUACUGUGUUCUAAUCUGCAUCUCCUUUCUCACCCUCCUAGCUUUUUCUGUUUGAAACAUGUCGGUGUUUACAACCUCAUAAGGAGAGUAAAACAUUCCAGUCGUUUGGUGCGCAGCCUAUUUGUCUUCUCCAUAUCAGUUGUGUAACUUUUAAAGACAUGACAGUGUAACAGCAGACUGUUCUCACAGAGCAAUAAGAGGUCCUGUUUUAUCUCGCCGACACCCAAAUAUCAGCAACACGAGUCUGCUGAUGGGUUUCACACGUGCCCUAAAAUACGAGGGUGUAAGCAGUGUACCGAGCUCUAAAGAAUCCAAAUAAAACUAGUUUGUCUUGCCGUGGCAGUUCUUUCCAAAAGUCAGUAAACUGAAUACGUUGAAAUCAUAUUCACCUCCCUCUCCCAAUCAUUCUUUUGCUAUGGCUGUAAACGUACAUAUGACUCAAGAACAACUUGUAAAUAGCUGUUUUCUGCCCGCCUGGUAUUAGUUGUGUGAAUUGUGCUGUAAUAUUGUGAUGCCAGAUUUGCGCAAAUGAAAGAUCAAUAAAUAAAUGCUAGCUGCUGAA
Molecule: messenger RNA, 3061 nt
Organism: Syngnathus acus (greater pipefish)
Lineage: Eukaryota; Metazoa; Chordata; Actinopteri; Syngnathiformes; Syngnathidae
Product: ras-related protein Rab-3A-like
Exons: 5
Coding region: 136-795 (219 amino acids)
Biological process (GO): protein localization to plasma membrane; regulation of synaptic vesicle fusion to presynaptic active zone membrane; protein secretion
Cellular component (GO): endosome; axon; synaptic vesicle membrane
Molecular function (GO): GTP binding; GTPase activity
Source: RefSeq, a predicted model, not a curated record